Molecule: messenger RNA, 3047 nt
Organism: Conger conger (European conger)
Lineage: Eukaryota; Metazoa; Chordata; Actinopteri; Anguilliformes; Congridae
Gene: slc25a39
Product: solute carrier family 25 member 39
Exons: 13
Coding region: 186-1262 (358 amino acids)
Biological process (GO): mitochondrial transmembrane transport
Source: RefSeq, a predicted model, not a curated record
AACACAUCGUUGCAGUUGGUGGUGGCUAGCUACCUACCAGCAGCAGGUCAGGAUGCGUGCAGCAUGGGAGCUCAGUUUUUGGAAUCGGGGGGAAUUAAGCUCUUCCGAAUACUAAUAAUAUGAAAUCUACAAUUUACAAGGCAGGGACAGUCUCCUCUUGGAUUAAAUAAAGAAAGGGUUUCGGGAUGAGGGAACGGGCCCCUGUCACCCCCUCCGGGGGCAUCACUCCAAUGCAGCAAAUGCUUGCCUCUGGGACUGGAGCCCUCCUCACAUCCCUGUUUGUCACACCACUGGACGUAGUGAAGAUAAGACUGCAAGCCCAAGGAUCACCAUUCUAUCAAGCUUUGGCUGUUGAUUCUGUGCCCUGGAGCAAUGUUAUACGUCCAUCUAAGUGGAAAUGCUUUGUGUACUGUAAUGGGCUCAUGGACCACCUCUAUGUUUGCCAGAAUGGCGCAAGCUGCACCAGCUGGUACAAGACUUCCACACAUUUCAGCGGAACCCUAGAUGCGUUUGUCAAGAUCACGCGCAAUGAAGGAGUGAGGUCUCUGUGGAGUGGGCUGCCUCCAACGCUAGUGAUGGCGGUACCAGCCACUGUGAUCUACUUCACAUGCUACGACCAGCUGAGGGACUUCCUGUGCUUCGGGAUGGGCUACCAGGGGAUUCAGGUCCCCCUAGUGGCAGGAGGCCUCGCCAGAUUGGGUGCGGUGACUGUCAUCAGCCCCCUGGAGCUGGUGCGCACCAAGAUGCAGUCUCGGCAGCUGACCUACAGCGAGCUGCGGGUGUGCAUCCGGUCCUCCGUGGCCCAGGAAGGCUGGCUGUCCCUGUGGAGGGGCUGGGGACCCACUGUCCUGCGGGAUGUGCCCUUCUCAGCCCUGUACUGGUUUAACUACGAGCUGGUGAAGGCCAAACUGUGUGCUGGCUACAGCUUAUCGGAGGCCUCCUUCAUGAUGAGUUUUGUCGCCGGGGCAAUCUCCGGGGCGGUAGCAGCAGUGAUGACCCUGCCCUUUGACGUGGUGAAGACGCAGAGGCAGAUUCAGUUGGGGGAGAUGGAGAUGCUGGCAGCUCCAGCUAAGAAGCCCUCAUCCACCUGGCAGAUCAUGAGUAGGAUCCUGGCUGAUUCGGGCUAUAGGGGACUCUUUGCAGGCUUCCUGCCCAGAGUGGUGAAGGUGGCCCCGGCCUGUGCGGUCAUGAUCAGCACUUACGAGUUUGGGAAGACCUUCUUCCAGAAGCUGAACCGGGAGCGCGCUUUGCGGGCUCUUUGAGAGCCACUGCCCCAGUCCACUGCAGGGUGACUCCGGAAAACACGUUCCCAUCCAUCCAAACAGUUUAAAACAAGCACAUUCAGCCUCUAAGAUAUGAUGGGGGCUUAAUUUAUUAGCACUUAACGGCAAAGUCACGUUGUCUGAAAUAUGUUAUUGAGUGUCGCAAAGAAAAUGAUCAAUACAUUUUAAGAGAAUCCAUGAAAAAGGGUAUUUUAUGGCUGAAGAUUUAAGUCAUUAUGUGUCCAAACUCAGUCUAGCUUCUAGACCAGGGUUGCCGACCCCUGUUCUAGUCCCUUGUGCAGUUGUUGGGCUAUCUACCCACAAACAUUAGUUUGAUGUAGACAUCAAAGUAAUUGCACCAUAAGGCUUACAUACAAGAGAUUACACAUAGUAUACUACUAUGCAAUCGUAUACAACACCAUCUGGCUCACCACCACUCUGUGGCCUUAGCCCCACUCAGUGGCAUUUUAAACUGUUUGGAUUGUGUAUUUCUGACCUGAAGGGGGUAGUAACCCAAACCGCAAUGUUGGAAACAUUUCGAACUGAGAAACCUGAGAUUUCAUUUGCUGUAAAAGCGUGCCUUUUCCCCUUGACUCUUGGCACAUUGUUACUAAGGAUCCAACGUUUCUGCUCAGAGGCACCACCGGCUGACCCAGCCUGGGAACAGUUCUCAGGUGUGGCCGUGCGUGGAGAGGAAUGGGCAGUUGGAAGGUAUGCUUGGCUGGCUGAGCUGGUCCGUUCUGCUGCCUGGCUGUGCAUGAUAUGGAGACAUGGCAACAAGACAAACGGACGAGACCUCUGGCAGCGCCUAUUGUGGACUGAUACAUGCAUGAGAAACACACCCGUCAGCUGCAUCUCCAACUUCAUAAGCUUUUGUUCCGUUAGUUAUGUCCGUCUUAUUUUGCGUUAGAUAUUUUUUUUCUUUGUAAGCGAAUGUGUGAAUAUCGGGGCUAUGAUAUUGGCUCAACUGCACUCUGCCCAUCACAGUUCCUUCUAGGAGAGCUUGGUGAUGGUCCUAAAAGGCAUUUGAAUUGGUCGGCUUGCAGAAUUGAGGAAGGUCUGGCAUUUCCUCACCCUCUGAAUGUCGACAUUUGAACCAGACUCCUAUAGCAUGUGUGGACAUUCAAGAGACUGCCGAGGCCUUGGGAUGGAAUCCCUGCUAGCUCCUUGGUCGAACUGUGACUUCCAGGUCAACCAAUGAUCUCCCCACUGGCAUUCAAUAACCAACCCACUGUGAAACCACCUCCGGGACGCGGACCGCUUGAGUCUUGUCGCAGACAAAGCCAGGAUGAACCACUCGAUAGUGAGACAAGAUCGAGUUGUCAGGCAAGAAUAUUUCCAUAGUUCAAUACGUAGCAAUAUUGACUUAUUGAUGACAGCAGUUGUGCUUUACCUUUUGUUUGGUAAGUGUCUUACAUGUUCAUUUCUGCCUACUGCAUCCUUCAGCAGGAUAAUUGCCUCAGACACUUCUGCUGUUAUUUUCUGGUUUGAUCAACCUCUUUGUUCUAAUUUUAGACAGUGAUAGGACAUUGAUGAAGGGAUCAAUUAAGGCAGACCACUAUUCUAAAGUAAUCAACCUCAGGAAACUGAAGGGAUAUUUAAUAUUCUCUCCCACUGGGUAGAUUGGAGACUGACAACCAACUAUUGAUCAAUGGAGAUUGGGCCAUGUUGAUCUGCUGCGAUGUAUUUCCAGUGAUUACUUUUUUUUUUUUUUUUAAUGUUCUCAUGAACUUUGGUCAUACUCAAAUGUAAGCUUGAAAGGAUAAUAAAGCUUGUAUUUGAUAA